Molecule: messenger RNA, 1241 nt
Organism: Mycetomoellerius zeteki
Lineage: Eukaryota; Metazoa; Arthropoda; Insecta; Hymenoptera; Formicidae
Product: BTB/POZ domain-containing adapter for CUL3-mediated RhoA degradation protein 3
Exons: 4
Coding region: 193-1059 (288 amino acids)
Biological process (GO): protein homooligomerization
Molecular function (GO): protein binding
Source: RefSeq, a predicted model, not a curated record
AGUGCGUCGUCACGUUGCUCCGACACAAACGCGGAUCCGUUAAUUCGCACACGUUCAACGUUCAUCCUGACGUCGAGGGGAUCGAUACUCGCCCCCGUCCUCGCUUCAUCCCGCGGCCGUUACGUCGGUAGUGUUAGUACUCGACUACUCGCCUCGGCUUCGCCAGGUUCGGUUUUAUCAGAGUUUUUCGUUAUGUCGGGCGAGCACAAAACGGAAAUUAAAUACCCCUCGGAGUACGUCAAAUUGAACAUCGGAGGCUCGCUUCAUUAUACCACCAUAGGUACCUUGCAGAAGCAUGAUACCAUGCUGCGUGCAAUGUUCAGCGGUCGCAUGGAAGUGCUCACCGACUCCGAAGGCUGGAUAUUGAUUGAUCGGUGUGGCAAACAUUUCGGAACGAUCUUGAACUUUUUACGAGACGGCUCGGUUCCGCUGCCAGAAAAUACGAAGGAGAUGGCAGAAUUGCUUGCAGAGGCAAAAUAUUACUGUAUCAGCGAGCUGGCGGAGUCCUGCGAACAGGCGCUUCUACGAAAAGAACGCGAAGCAGAACCAAUCUGCAGAGUCCCUCUCAUAACCUCUCAAAAAGAAGAACAGUUACUCAUAAGCAAUACUACUAAGCCUGUGGUCAAGCUGCUCAUUAAUAGGCAUAACAAUAAAUAUUCCUAUACAAGUACAUCAGAUGACAAUCUACUAAAAAACAUAGAACUAUUCGACAAAAUGUCACUUAGAUUCAGUGGCAGAGUGUUAUUCAUCAAAGACGUUAUCGGCUCGAGCGAGAUCUGCUGUUGGACAUUUUAUGGGCAUGGUCGUAAAGUAGCAGAAGUCUGUUGUCACUCGAUCGUCUAUACAACCGAUAAAAAACAUACAAAGGUUGAAUUUCCCGAGGCUCGAAUAUACGAAGAAACGUUAAAUAUUUUAUUGUAUGAGCAUCGGAAUGGCCCAGAUCAAGAGUUAAUGCAGGCUACAUCGUCACGUGGCGUGGUACCUUGCACAUCUGACGAAGAAGAGGGCGAGCGUUCAGGCUUGGCUCGCCUUCGCUCUAACAAACAGAACACCAACUGACCCAGUCUUAUCCUCCUCAGUCCACCGCACACCGCGAUCCUUAGUGUCGUUCGCUCUUUCAAGACACGAAUUAAUAUAAAAUAAGACGAAACAUGGAUGUAUACCAAAUGCGAAUGCUACAUGAUACUUGGUUAUCGCCUGUCGGUUGAAUCUCUUUUCAUUUUUGAAAUGUAGAACAUGAG